Dothidotthia symphoricarpi CBS 119687 is the source of this 1068-nucleotide messenger RNA. Its product is annotated as sorbitol dehydrogenase. NCBI's taxonomy places the organism in Eukaryota, Fungi, Ascomycota, Dothideomycetes, Pleosporales, Dothidotthiaceae. Bases 1 to 1068 code for a protein of 355 amino acids. The record is from RefSeq and is a predicted model, not a curated record. Gene Ontology annotation, biological process: butanediol biosynthetic process. The transcript is spliced from 2 exons. Gene Ontology annotation, molecular function: (R,R)-butanediol dehydrogenase activity; zinc ion binding. Gene Ontology annotation, cellular component: cytoplasm.
AUGAAUGCCGUCCGGUUUCACGGCCAACACGACCUACGCUACGAAAAGAUACCCGUUCCAGAAGUUAAGCCUGGCCAAGUGAAAAUUCGACCAGCUUUCGUCGGAAUCUGCGGAUCAGAUUUGCACGAGUAUCUCGGUGGUCCAGGUCUCUGUCCUACAACACCCCAUCCCAUAACCGGCGAGAGUGUCCCAGUGACCUUCGGCCACGAGUUCAGCGGCAUAGUCGAGGAAGUAGGCGAAGGAGUAGCGGAGUACAAGACCGGCGACCGUGUCGUAGUCCAGCCUAUCAUAUACGACGGUACAUGCGGCGCAUGUGAAGAAGGACUGCAGAACUGCUGUUGGAGUAACGGAUUCGUAGGAUUGAGCGGCUGGGGCGGCGGUCUGGCCGACCAUAUCGUCCUCCCAACAUCAACAUUGUACCACCUCCCAGACAACGUUCCACUCGAGAUAGGUGCGCUCGUCGAGCCUCUCGCUGUCGGCUGGCACGCCGUGAAGUUGAGCCCCUACAAACCCGGCAACGCAGUGCUGAUCCUCGGUGGCGGUCCGAUUGGCAUAUCUACCAUUUUGGCCCUCAAAGCAAAGGGUUGCGAGAAGAUCAUUGUCUCCGAGGUCUCGCGUCGACGUCAAGAGUUCGCUAAGAAGUUUGGCGCAGACUACAUCAUCAACCCCCUGACCGAAGACCUCGUAGCCCGGUGCCGUGAGCUCACAGACGGUCGUGGUGUGCAUAUCGUCUUCGACUGCGCAGGUGUGCAAGCAGCAUUGGAUCAGGCAGUGCACGCCACGCGUGCGCGGGGAUGUAUCGUGAACAUCGCGAUUUGGGAGAAGCCGUGUACAAUCACGCCCAAUGAUUUCAAUUUCAAGGAGCGGACAUAUAUAGGCGUAGCGACGUAUGAGGUAGGGGAUUUCCAGGAGGUCAUUGAUGCGUUGGCCGCGGGGAGUAUGGAGCCAAGCUCUAUGAUUACACAGCGGAUUAAGCUGACCGAAGUUGAAGAGAAGGGAUUCAAGGCACUGAUUAAUGAUAAGGACAACCAGGUCAAGAUCCUGGUUGAAGUUGGGGGUGGAGAUUGA